GCACGUAGCAGCUCAGUGUGCAGACCCGCCACCUCACAACUUGUCGACUACGUGGCGGUCCCGUUACUACAGGCAGAGUACAUGUUACUUUACCAGCGACACUUCUACGUUUUACUCAAAUCCCUUGUGUUAGUAAGAUGGAUAUGAUUUGCAUCAAAGAUAAAUUUGGCAACGAUCGGUGGUUUAUUGGCGAGGACAUACGGCUUCCACCCUUGAAACACGAACUUAGCCUCGCGGACCGCUUGAGUUACAUCCACAACUUUGACCUUAGACCUGACGACGUCAUUGUGGCCGGUUACCCGAGGUCAGGUAAUAAUUGGCUUCAUCAGAUGAUCUACAUGUUGCUGGAAGGAACCCUAGACCCGCCUCCCUUGUUUGGACCGAAUACUUCUGUGAACCUGGAGUUUGCCUCAGACACCAUACGCGUCCCCCCACCUGUCAAACCUCGCGCUCUUUUCACGCACCUUCUCUUCAAGGACCUGCCAAAGGCCGUCACUGAAAAAAAGGUCAAGGUGGUGCACAUCACGCGGAACCUCAAGGAUGUCUUCGUGUCAAUGUAUUGCUUUCAAGAAAAAUUUACUAUAUGCCAAUAUUAUCCACCGUGGCCAGAGUUUCUUUCUACUAUGCUAGAUGAUGGCUUGACGUAUGGAGACAUCUUUGACCACGUGACAAGCUGGGAGAAGGCGAUCGACGAUCAUCCUGAGCAUCCAUUUUACUGUGUGACGUACGAGGAGUUGACACAAAAUGGUGUUGAUCAGCUGGAACGUAUUGACCAGUUCCUGGAGACUCACAGAGGAAGACCUUUCUGCCAGGCGGUGGUUGAGAAAUGUCGCAUCAACAACAUGCUCAAUCUGCGAGUAGCACACAACGCUACAUUUGAUUGGACCAAAUUUUAUCGGAAAGGAUUGUAGGAGACUGGAAGAACUGGUUCACUGUGGCGCAGAACGAGGAGUUCGAGAAGGUCGUCCGAAAGAAGAUGGCCGGCUACAAAGUCUCCUUCGCUACCAAUUUGAAUAAUUAAAUCAACACAUUGCAAAUCUUACUACCAGCAGAUAGUGUCUUUUAUCAGACAAUUCAUUCUUUGUUCUUCUCGAUAUUCCAGACUUUGUCACUAUUGUUUCAGUACUCAUAAAUGUCUGUAAAUCCCUACCCCAUACAGAUGAUCUGUCUACUGUUGUUAUAAUGAGUAAACAGGAAAACGACGCUCUUUCUCAAUGACAAUCAGAUACUCUAUAUACCUACAGGAAACACGGUGUUUUAAUCAGGACACAGCUAUCGAUAAAUAUUGUCUUCAAAAAGUAAUAAUAAAGCUACGUAAUGUCCAUAAAGUUAACCUGUCUAAUUAGUGUACAGGCUACAUAUUCACAUGAAUGCGUACACAAGAACAAUAAAGUAUUGUCAAUGUGGUGAACGAUAGUCAUUACAUAGAGCUGUCUGAAUGAUGAAGAAUUUAACUCGUAUAAAUAGAAGAUUCGUCUAAUACAUGUAAAGCCUCUAUGUUUGAUAUGAAAAUC
Molecule: messenger RNA, 1514 nt
Organism: Pomacea canaliculata
Lineage: Eukaryota; Metazoa; Mollusca; Gastropoda; Architaenioglossa; Ampullariidae
Product: sulfotransferase family cytosolic 1B member 1-like
Exons: 5
Coding region: 138-911 (257 amino acids)
Biological process (GO): sulfation
Cellular component (GO): cytoplasm
Molecular function (GO): sulfotransferase activity
Source: RefSeq, a predicted model, not a curated record